UAUUAGCAGCGGUGAAUCCUUUUCCUGAUAUCUCAUAGCACCAGAAAAAUGAUUGUCAUCAUCAAGGGCUCUUACACAGUAAAGCCGAAGUACCCAACGAAAACAGGUUCUCUUUACCUUUCUGAAUGGGACCAAGUAGGAAUUCUGACUCAUGUGCCCACAAUCUACUUUUACAGACCAUCACCAGACUGGCUCACUCCAUCUGAUAAGAUUAUCAAUACCCUGAAAGACUCGUUAAGCCGUGCACUUGUGCCGUUUUAUCCACUUGCUGGGCGUUUGCGCUCUACGAGCAACGGCCGUCUUGAACUUGACUGCAGUGCCGUGGGUGUCCAGCUCAUUGAGGCAGAAUCACAGUCUAAACUAGAGGAUUUGGGUGACUUCUCGCCGUCUCCUGCGUUCAACUACCUGAUCCCACCUGUGGACUAUACGCUUCCGAUACAUGAGCAACCACUGAUGCUAGUUCAGCUCACGAAGUUCCAAUGUGGUGGUGUUAGUCUUAGCUUAAGUAUAUCUCAUACUGUUGCAGAUGGGCAAAGCGCGCUUCAUUUUAUAUCUGAGUGGGCACGAAUGGCCCGAGGCGAACACUUAGGCAUUGUUCCAUUUCUCGACAGGAAGGUCCUGCGAGCUGGCAAUGCUCCAAUGGAGGAGCCAGUUUUUGACCAUAAGGAGUUCAAUCAUCCACCGCUCCUGCUGGGGGAAUCAAAUAAUUUGGAGCAAAGAAAAAAGAAAACCACUGUAGCCAUGCUUAAGCUGACCAAAGACCAAGUUGACAAAUUAAAAAGAAAGGCUAAUGAGGGAAUGAGUGUAGACACUGGCCGUGCUUAUACUAGAUAUGAGACCUUGACUGGUCAUGUAUGGAGGUCUGCAUGCAAAGCUCGAGGACAUCAGCCUGGGCAACCAACAGCAUUGGGAGUUUGCGUUGAUUUGCGUAAGCGGAUGCAACCCCACUUGCCUGAUGGUUAUUUUGGCAAUGCCACUAUUGAUGUAAUUGCAAUUAGCACUUCCGGUGAGCUUAUAACAAAGCCACUAGGAUAUGCUUCAGGAAAGAUAAGGGAGGCAAUAGAAAAGGUAACAAAUGAGUAUGUGAACUCAGCUAUUGCUUUCUUGAAGAAACAAAAAGAUUUGACAAGGUUUCAGGACCUGAAUGCAAUAGGAGGUGUUGAAGGGCCUUUCUAUGGAAACCCUAAUCUAGGAGUUGUCAGCUGGUUAACUCUGCCAAUGUACGGUCUUGAUUUUGGGUGGGGGAAGGAAAUUUAUAUGGGGCCAGGAACUCAUGAUUUUGAUGGGGACUCGUUGCUUCUGCGCGGUCUUGAGGAAGAUGGAUCUUUAGUUCUUGCAGUAUGUUUGCAGGUAGCUCAUAUGGAAGCUUUUAAGAAGUACUUCUAUGAAGAUAUCUGAUUAUUUGGACAAGUAUCAAUAAAAUUCAGGAGAACUUGCGAAGAAUUAAUUACUAAAGAAGGAAUAGAAAGAUAACAAAAAGGAGAAAUUAAGACGAAUAAACCUAUGAUUAGAUUGUGGCUUAAAUUAUCGUAGUUGUAUGAUCUUUGCACAUUUAGUAAGAUAUUAUUGAAAUCUUCCAGGAAUGAAUGAACUACAAGUUUUUCUUCU
Messenger RNA from Ricinus communis (castor bean), 1608 nucleotides. RefSeq names its product spermidine hydroxycinnamoyl transferase. Gene Ontology annotation, molecular function: acyltransferase activity, transferring groups other than amino-acyl groups. Bases 49 to 1398 code for a protein of 449 amino acids. The transcript has a single exon. The record is from RefSeq and is a predicted model, not a curated record. NCBI's taxonomy places the organism in Eukaryota, Viridiplantae, Streptophyta, Magnoliopsida, Malpighiales, Euphorbiaceae.